Labeo rohita (rohu) is the source of this 2193-nucleotide messenger RNA. RefSeq names its product ribonuclease T2 (gene rnaset2). Gene Ontology annotation, cellular component: extracellular region. The transcript has 10 exons. Gene Ontology annotation, molecular function: RNA binding; ribonuclease T2 activity. NCBI's taxonomy places the organism in Eukaryota, Metazoa, Chordata, Actinopteri, Cypriniformes, Cyprinidae. The record is from RefSeq and is a predicted model, not a curated record. Gene Ontology annotation, biological process: RNA catabolic process. Bases 221 to 976 code for a protein of 251 amino acids.
AACAUGAUCAAUGCACAGAGGCCGCAGUGUGUCUCUGACAGAAAAGGAAGUGGCUCUAAAGUGACUCAACUGCACAGUGUUUCAGAGAGAUAGUGACUGGGCAGUCCUACCUUAAGAAUUAUACACCCAGACUGAAUAAAACGUUCAAAACCAACGAUUUUCAUACCAGUAGGACGUAAAAACUGUAUGUAAACUGAACCGUCAUUUCAGACAAUAACAGAUGAACGGACUUGUACCAACUGGAAGAAUGAGAUUCAUUGCAGUUGCUGUCAUACUUUGUGCUGGAUAUAUCUGUCCAACAGCCUUUGCCCAUCCUCGGGGAGAAUGGACAAAACUCAUCCUGACCCAACACUGGCCACAGACAUUUUGCAGUGUGAACAAAUGUACAACCAAUUUAAGCUAUUGGACCCUGCAUGGAUUAUGGCCCAACACUGGCAUGAGGUGCAAUACAUCUUGGCAUUUUAAUGCCAGUUUGAUUGAGGACUUAAUACCAGAGAUGAAAGAAUACUGGCCAGAUCUGCUAGCACCUUCUUCCCCUGAAUUUUGGAAAUAUGAAUGGACAAAACAUGGAACCUGUGCUGCUAAAGCAGAAUCUCUGAACAGUGAACAUAAAUACUUCAGCAAAGCUCUUGAGCUGUACCGCAAGUAUGACCUUAAUAGUGUCUUAAAGAACAACCAAAUCGUGCCCUCUGAGGAAAACUACACACUGGAUCAGGUGGAGACAGCCAUUACCAGCUACUAUGGAGUGAAGCCAAAGAUUCAGUGCAUCCAUCCGGCAAAGGGAGGCAAGGUUCAGACUUUGGGCCAAAUAGAGAUCUGCGUUGACAGGGAUUUCCAGCUGAUCGAUUGCGAAAAGUCAACCGAAAAAAUCUGGAGCAAUGACAUCCCCGCUGUGCUUGUCAGUGGCCAGUCAGAUCUCAGCGUGUGUGAUCACUCCAUGCCGGUCUAUUACCCUCCAGUGCCCAGCAGAUCAUAGAGGUGGGCAACCUCAGACCUCGUGUGGGAAUGUGAAAUCACUGAGCAAGAGAAGACGAGAAUUCAUUCUGUCUAGUAUUUGAAAUGCUGGAAACAGUUGGAAAUCUUUGCUUAUUACACUGUCGUUUUAAUAAUAAUUGCACAUUAAAUUUCUUUAAUGUUUUAGAUGAUGAUGCUGGAACAAUCUAGUGAAGAUUUAGGGGGAAUCACAGACUGCUGGGGUCGCUUGUUAUUGGUUUUGUAGGUUUUACAGUAUAUUUUGCUGAGCAUCCAACAUUACCUCUGUGCAUUUAGACAUUUUACUUUUUUCCAGUUCACAUUAUUUGAAAUGAUUCUCUUAAUUCAGUGACUUUUUAAAAUCAGUGUAAAUUACAGGCAACGCAACGAAUACUACCGUGAUGUGUAAAUUCUUGACGAUGCACAUAAUCCACCACUAACAGAUCUGCUCAAUUUCGAUUAAAUUAAUAGCAUAACGCAAAUAUUUCAGUGAUCCUAAAAGUAAGCUAAAUCUGCUCUGUUUUCUUAAGCAAAAUAUAAGUCUUUAUUUCUUUCUUUGAUUUUGAUGUGAAAUAUGACCUGGGCGUGUUUUGUUUUACAGACCUAGUUUAGCUGUAAUGUUCUGCCUUCAGUAUAUUUAAUGUGAUACAUUUGAUAUUAUGAUUUGCAUUGAAAGAGGCCAUUCAUCCCUUAAUUUGCUGUGUUAAUGUGUAAAAUUUGUGGUUGGUUUGGAGCUUUGGGCCUAGUUGCAGAAUUUGCACAUUAUGCACAUUUAAGCUUCUGCCGCUGGAGGGCAGCACAUGCAUUCUGCCAAAAAAAAAUAAAAAUAGGCACCUUGCAAGUUGUUUACAGAUAUGAUGUUCACAUGUACUGUACCUUUUAUCAGUGGAUGACGGCUGUGAACUAUAGAGAGAAAACUUACCAUUUGCACAAAAUCAGGUGUCUUUUUAACUUUUUAUUUACAACACUGCUAUUAGAUGAAUGUUAUAUCAGAUAUGUGCAACUCCGCUUGUAAAAGACAUGCCUGAUCUUUUUUUUUUUUUUUUUUUUUUUUAUACUGGGGAGGCAUUUAUACUGCUGGUGAAAUACUUUUUUAGUCCAAAGGUUUGUUACUUGUACAGUAUGUGAAAAAUGCCUUAUAUCAUUCACAUAAACAUCAGUCAUUGAAACAUUUUUUGUAAUGCAAUGUCAGUUGAAUAAAAGAAAAUCACAUAUUCCUGA